Messenger RNA from Malania oleifera, 2207 nucleotides. RefSeq lists its product as uncharacterized. The record is from RefSeq and is a predicted model, not a curated record. The transcript is spliced from 4 exons. The coding region runs from base 128 to 2119 and encodes 663 amino acids. Gene Ontology annotation, molecular function: protein dimerization activity. Lineage: Eukaryota; Viridiplantae; Streptophyta; Magnoliopsida; Santalales; Ximeniaceae.
GCAGAACAGCUGAAUAUUAUUUCAGGUAAUUUUCUAAUUUUAAUUGUAUAUGCAAAUAGUAUUAUGGACUUGCAUGUUUUUAAUUAAAUAGUAGUAAUUAUUGAAUCUAUAAUUUCAUUUCAGAUUAAUGGAUGAGGUGGUUGAAGAAAUUGGAGAGGAGAAUGUUGUUCAAGUAGUGACUGAUAAUGAAGCUGCAAUGAAGGCAGGAGGAAAAUUAUUGAUGCAGAAGAGGCCCAAUCUCUAUUGGACAGCAUGUGCAGCUCAUUGCAUAGACCUUAUUCUUGAAGAUAUUGGUAAGAAAAGUAACGUGAAGAAGGUCUUAGAAGAUGCAAGAACAAUAACCUCAUUUAUUUACAACCACACAUGGACAGUGAAUUUCAUGAAGAAAUUCACAAAUAAUAGAGAGUUACUUCGCCCUGCCAUCACUCGAUUUGCCACAAAUUUCAUUGCUUUGGAGACUAUUGUCAGGCAUAAACAAGCACUAAGGGAAAUGUUUACAUCUGAUGCUUGGAAAAACUCAAGAUUUGGAAUGGCAAAAUCAGGCCCAGCAUAUGAUUCGAAGAAAAUUAUCUUAGGCAAAGAGUUUUGGCAAAAGGCCUCUGAUAUAAUUAAAGUGCAAGAACCCUUGGUGAAAGUUCUUAAAUUGGUUGAUGGUGAUGAAAAACCAACCAUGGGCUUCAUAUACGAGGCAAUUGAUAGGGCGAAGUUGGCCAUUCAAAAAGAUUGCCGGUUUUACAAAGAUUAUUGGAAAAUUAUUGACAACCGGUGGAGUUUUCAGUUGCACCAAGAUUUGCACGCUGCUGGGUAUUUUUUGAACCCACAAUUUCUUUAUGGUGCCCCACCCUCUCCUGAAGUUGCUAGAGAAGUCAUGGAUGGAGUUAAAAAAGUGAUAACCAAGUUGGUACCCGAUAUAGAUACUCAAAUUCGGGCUAUUAAUCAAUUGUUGCUAUAUCGAGAUAGGCAGGAGACUUUUGGAACCCCAUUGGCUCAAAGGGCAGUGAAACAAACAAAUCCUGCUGAAUGGUGGAUUCAUUAUGGCUUGUGUGCUCCUGAACUCCAAAGAAUAGCAAUUAGAGUUCUUAGCCAGACCACAUCAGCUUCGAACUGUGAGCGUAAUUGGAGCACCUUUAGCCUCAUCCAUACGAAAACAAGAAAUAGAUUAAAGUACAUGAGACUACAAAAACUUGUUUUCGUACAUUACAACAUGAGGUUAAAGUUAAGACGUACAAUGAGAAGAAGCCAACGAGAAAUUGAAGAGGGUUUCAAUCCUAUCAAUUUGGACUACAUUUUCGAAGAAGAUGAUCCUUUAAGUCAAUGGUUAGAGGAGAGAGAGACACCACUACUCGACGGUCAGGACAAUUCAAAUUGGUUAAAUGAAGAGGUUGGUGGUACUACAGAAGGAGGUGAUCAACCACCAAUAAACGCGCAUGAUGAUUCAAGUUCAAGCCCUGAACGUACACAAAGUGAUGACAAUCUUGGUUUGAGCCCACCAAGUGAUGAUGAUGGUAAUAGUGGUGCUGGAGCUGGGGUUGGGGGGGGUGGCAGUGGUGGUGGUGGAGGCGGCGGUGUAGAAUAUAAUUAUGGAUAUGAUACAGGGACAUCAUUUGGAAGGGAUAUAUAUCCUUCUGAUCCUUAUGGACUACAUGACAUACCUGAAAAUUAUGACUUGGGUAUUCCUCCAGGGAACCAAUCUUCCCAACCCAGGAGAAGGAGUGCUCGUGGUGACCCUAACGAUUCUACUGAAGAUUCAUAUGGUGUGGUUCGUAGUUUUGGCGACUUUGGUUUAGAUGGUUCAUCAUCACAAUCAUAUGGAUCUCAUCCAGCAUAUCCACAUUAUGCAUCUCGUGACUCACAUUUUUAUCCCAGUGGAUCAGGAAUCUCAGGAUCUAGUGAGUUUUCUUCUACACACUACCCAGAGCCAGCCCCUGCCCCAACUUAUAGACAUUAUUCAGGAGAAUUUUCAUCACCAGUACAUUUUCAAGAGCAACAACAAAAUGACGUAAACUUGGGUUCAUUCAACUAUGUAUUUCCACAAGGAUGGGGAGAUAAUUUCCCAUCCCAAUCCCAAGAUACAGAUGCAAAUUAUGAAGACCCUCCACGUCAUUCUUUUUGGUGGUGACAUGUGUUAUGUUACAAAUUUGUAAUAUUGUAUUCAUGUAUUUUCAACUAUUUAUUGAUAUUUGAUAUUAAUCACUUUUUAAAUUCAU